Molecule: messenger RNA, 5391 nt
Organism: Poeciliopsis prolifica (blackstripe livebearer)
Lineage: Eukaryota; Metazoa; Chordata; Actinopteri; Cyprinodontiformes; Poeciliidae
Gene: cntnap2b
Product: contactin associated protein 2b
Exons: 25
Coding region: 288-4061 (1257 amino acids)
Source: RefSeq, a predicted model, not a curated record
UUUGGUUGGACACCUUCUGUUUCUUUGCUUGUCUGCCUGACAAUGGAGCCGCAGCCCUCCGGCGGUCUGGACGGAGCCUGGACGCUGUGGACCAAUCUGUGCUCGGUUUUUGCUGUUUGUUAGGGAAACGAGGCAAUAGGCAGCAAACUAAGCGAGGCAGACAUCCAUUCUGUUUCAUCGCAGAGAGAAAACCAAGUCUGCUGUGUUAUCAACACACCGUCAGCGGGGGGCGGGGAGAGACACCUGGAACCACUCAGUUUUUGUCUUUGUUUGCCUUUUCUGUGAAGAUGUCCGCUUUGACUGGGAUGUUGGUGCUGCUCGUUACGUCUCUCAUCAUCACAUCUAAUGGCGCAUUGUCAGCAUCCCGGAAGUGUGAUGACAGCUUGGUAACACCGCUUCCCAUCAAAUCCUUCAACAGCUCAUCAGAAUAUGGCAGAGGAUAUGCAGCUGCUUUUGCUAAACUCAACAGAAUACAAGGUGCUGGAGGCUGGUCACCUUUGGAUACAAAUCGUUACCAGUGGCUGCAGGUAGACCUGGGCUCGAGGAAGCAAAUAGUUUCCAUAGCAACUCAGGGGCGCUACAGAAGCUCCGAUUGGACAAGUCAGUACCAGCUGCUUUACAGUGACACAGCCAACAACUGGAGGCCAUAUUUAAAGGAUGGAAACAUUUGGACAUUUAAAGGGAAUAAUAACAGUGAAGAUGUUGUACGUGAAGAACUACAACAUGCUAUAGUGGCCCGCUACAUCCGCUUCAUCCCCCUGUACUGGAGCCAAAAGGGGCGGAUUGGAGUCCGCUUGGAACUCUAUGGCUGCUCAUAUUGGGCUGAUGUAAUCAGUUUUGAUGGCCAUAGCAUCAUCUCUUAUCGCUUCAGGAGUAAAAAGAUGAAAACUGUGAAGGAUGCUAUUUCUCUAAAGUUUAAAACCACAGCCAGAGAUGGUGUGCUGCUUUAUGGAGAGGGACAGCAAGGAGACUACAUCCUGCUGCAGCUUCACAGGGCAACAAUGGAGUUGAGCAUCAACUUAGGUAGCAGUCAGUACAAUCUGAUUAAGGGUCACACCUCUGUAACCAGUGGAAGCUUAUUAGAUGAUGGUCACUGGCACUAUGUUGUCAUUGAGCGUCACCGUAGAAAUAUAAAUUUUACAUUGGACCACCGAACUCAACAGUUCAGGACUAAUGGAGAGUUUGAGCACCUGGACCUCGACUAUGAGCUUACCUUUGGAGGACUUUCUGAAUCUGCAAGAAUGAGUUUAGGUGGCAAAGAUAACUUUGCUGGCUGCAUGGAAGGAAUCACCUACAAUGGAGACAACAUCACCAGCUUGGUGCGCAGGAAGAAGGUGGACACCUCCAGCUUUCGUAACCUGACAUUCACCUGUGCUGAAUCCAGCUCUUUUCCUGUCUACUUCAACUCCACAUCCUUCCUGCGGCUGCCGGGUCAGAGGGACAGUGACACUCUCUCAGUAAGCCUGUCUUUCAGGACGUGGAACCCCAAUGGAGUGCUGAUGUUCACACAGCUGGCUGAGGGUUGGUUGGAGCUUUUACUGAUUGAAGGCAAGAUCACUGUCUACAUGAACGUGACACAGAAGAGGAGCACUCGUAUUGACAUUUCAUCAGGUAUAGGUCUGAAUGAUGGCCAGUGGCAUAGUGUCCAUUUAAAUGCACUGGACAACUAUGCCAUGCUGACGGUAGAUGGAGAUGAAGCAUCCACUGUUAGGACUGCUAUUCCUGGCCAGAUCAAGACAGGAGGAACCUACUACUUUGGAGGCUAUUUCCCACACACUAGCAUUUGGUCACAACAGCGCUCUUUCCAGGGCUGCAUUCAGAUGAUCCACAUAGAUGACCACCUGGUGGACUUGCGGGGUGUGGAGGAGGGUGAUAUUGGAACCUUCGAAAAUGUUAGCCUGGAUAUGUGUGCAAUUAUAGACAGGUGUGUUCCCAACCACUGUGAGCAUGGAGGGAAAUGCUCCCAGACAUGGGAUACAUUCAGCUGCAAUUGCAGUGGUACUGGCUACUCUGGAGCAACAUGCCAUACACCGCUGUAUCAGCAGUCCUGUGAGGAGUACAAGCAUCAGGGGAAGAGCUCAGGCAACUUCUGGAUUGACCCUGAUGGUAGUGGCUCUCUACCCCCCUUCAGAGUACACUGUGACAUGACAGACACAGUGGUUUGGACCACUUUAAGGAACAACAUGUCUCCUCAGACAUCAGUCUCUGCUGCAGAUGAGGAUGGAAAAGCAGUACUUCUGAUUACUUACAAUGUCACUGAUGAGCAGGUACUGUCAGUCACCAGCAGAGCAGAAAGGUGUGAACAGUAUGUAGCUUACACCUGCCGAAUGUCUCGUCUGCUGACUGGUCCAGAUGGCACUCCAUUUACCUGGUGGCUAGGAAGAGAUAAUAAGAGGCAUUUCUACUGGGGCGGGUCAGGACCUGGGAUACAGAAGUGUGCCUGCGGUAUUGAAAACAACUGUUCUGAUCCCAAACACUACUGUAACUGUGACGCUGACCUGCGAGCCUGGAUGGAAGAUGCAGGUUUGUUGGUGUAUAAAGACCAUUUGCCAGUCAAUACAGUUGUGGUCGGUGAUGCAAGCAGAUCCGGAUCUGAGGCCAAGCUGACUGUUGGGCCUCUUAAAUGCCAGGGAGAUAGAAAUUUCUGGAAUGCAGCUUCCUUUAACAGCCCCGCCUCUUCACUUCACUUCAAGUCCUUUCAGACUGAAUCCAGUACUGAUAUCUCAUUUUACUUUAAGACAUCUUCCAAUUAUGGAGUCCUACUGGAGAACCUGGGAGCCAACAACCUCCUUCACAUUGAAAUCCGAGAAGGCUCAAUGGUCCUGUUAUCUUUUGAUUUUGGAAAAAAUCGUGUUGAGCUCACUGUUCAAACACCAAAGCCUCUAAAUGAUGACCAGUGGCAUCGUGUGGAGGCAGAGAAGAACACCAAAGAAGUAGUACUACAAAUUGAUGGUCAUUACAGAGAGGUCAAAGCGACCCCCCCACUGGGACACGCAGAACUGGAGUUCUACAGUGAUGUAUAUAUUGGUGCUUUGAGUGGCCAAAGAGGCUUCCUGGGCUGCAUGAGGUCUCUGAAAAUAAAUGGGAUCUUCUUCGAUCUGGAAGAAAGGGCAAAGGUGACUCCAGGAGUGAAGCCAGGCUGUCAGGGUCACUGUAGCACCUACAAAAUGCACUGCAGGAACGGAGGGAAGUGUGUGGAGCAAUACAACGGAUACUCAUGUGACUGCUCUCUCAGUGCAUAUGAUGGACCCUUCUGCACUGAUGAUGUAGGAGGGUAUUUUGAGGCAGGAACCAUGGUGCGCUAUGACUUUCUGUCGGAUCAUGGUGGAUUGUUGCUAGGCGACCCAAGGAGCUUUUCAAACCUUGCCUAUUUAGGGGAAACCAACCUCACCCAGGAGGAGCUGGUCUUCAGUUUCAGCACAUACAGUGCUCCAAGCAUUCUCGUGUACAUUAGUUCAAGGACCCAGGACUACAUGGCAGUGGUGCUGCGACACAAUGGCUCUCUUCAGGUCCGGUACAGUCUUGGUGGGCUGGUAGAACCUUACACCAUAGAUAUUGACCAUCGCAACAUGGCCAAUGGUCAGCCGCACUCUGUCAACAUAACAAGGAACCUGAGGGAGAUUCGACUGCAGCUUGACCACUACACUGUGUCGACACACACCCUGCCCGAGUCUUCUGACACACAGUUCAGCUUGGUCAAAAGUAUCUUUCUUGGAAAGGUUUAUGAAACGGGACAGAUUGACCCCAUCCUGAUAGAGCGCUACAACAGCCCAGGCUUUGUUGGAUGCUUAUCCAGAGUUCAGCUGAAUAAUGUGGCACCGCUGAAAGCUGCACUUCGUUCAGGCAUGACUGCUCCAGUCAGCAUCCAUGGAAUCCUAGUCCAGUCCAACUGUGGAGCCUCACCCCUGACCAUUCCCCCCAUGACCCUUGCUAAUGACUUCUGGCAAAUAGAAACAGGUGGAGCAGUUUUUCCUUUCAAAGACGAAAAGAUUGGAGGUGAUCCUGCUCAUCAGAAUUUUGCAGUAAUUGCAGUGACCAGUGCAUCCGCUCUCCAACAUUAACUCUCACCCUGAGUGGCACACAGCACAGACCCCACAUGCCCACUGCCAAAGAGGAGUGACAAACAUGGCACAGUCAUUCUUAAUGUUUUUCAAUAAAAUAAAAAUGUGUAGAACAAAUAUUAAAUUUCAACAUUUCUGUCAAUGACGAUUUGCGUCAAGGCCUGUGACACGUUUCUUUGUUGUAAACAGACUGAUGGGAAUAGAGAAAAAUAGCCGUACAAUUCUUGGACUGAAUCAUUUGCAUUCAUUGCAAAUGCAGACAUCCAACCAGGAUCACUCAUGCCAUUGGCAAUUCACCUUUUUAUGUGAAAGUUAUAGCAUUUCAUUUGCUGUGGCAAGUGCACCAUGUUUGCCUCUCGGCCACUGAACAUAUUCAAAGACUCAAUUUUUUGGAUAACAUUUAAAGCCCCACCCUUUAAUCCCAUAGGGGGCACUGUAGAGCAGUUCGGCCACACUCACUUGCAAUUCCACUGGAAUCUGAAAACUUUAGUUGAGGGACAAUUUUGAGUGAAGUUUGAUGAGUUUUUAAAUACGUUUAAGCCUCCAAAGAGCCCUGUAAUUUGUUGAAAAAAUAGUAAGAAAACCUGAGAUUAAAAUAGGCCUUCGCAGCACUUUGCUGAUCAGGCCGAAUAAAAUAAAAUAUAGACAAAACAUUGUAUCCAAGCAGUGUAGUACCAGACAUUAAUUUGGCAUGAACUGUCAGAAAAAACCUAUCAAACAGAAACAAAAGACACAAAUCACUGGACACAGUGGAUGCAAAGAAAAUUCCUUGUAUGGAAAGUGAUAACAGUAAAUACUGAGACUAUUAAACACAUUAUUAAGAUAACAAAAUCACACACAGAGCUUAUAAAAACAGCUAUUGUAAUCUCAAUUUUAUAUUUUGGCACCUUCUUAGCAACUAAAUGUUAUUUUAUAACUGCUUGGUCACUUGACUAGGUAUUAUCUCCCUGGUCAACAUGUUUGUUUCCGGAAGACCCUGGGAAACCCCAAGUCAGCAGCACAGAUGGCUCAUCUCAACUGGAAGGGAGUGAGAGGCGGCUGCAUGCACUAAUUAAUUAGUGUAAUUAUUUGCUUAUUACCGCCCUGUGCAACAAGACACACCCGGAACUACCAACUUAGUAACAAAAAUAAGAAAAUUAGUAAACAAAUGGUACCAGUAAAAAUAAAAGAUGUUCCACUGCAAGAUUUGAGAAUGUUCAUUAUGAUAAUAAAUAUCCCUGACUGGCCGGCCUGUAAGUACACAUGAUGAAACACAAUAUCUUCUCCUCCUAUAUUUUCCUCAGUAUUUUCAGUUCAGUAUUUUCCUCCUAAGCGUACCUUUUGUUUCGUU